Molecule: messenger RNA, 3726 nt
Organism: Sinocyclocheilus grahami
Lineage: Eukaryota; Metazoa; Chordata; Actinopteri; Cypriniformes; Cyprinidae
Product: carnitine O-palmitoyltransferase 1, liver isoform-like
Exons: 19
Coding region: 1-2595 (864 amino acids)
Biological process (GO): carnitine metabolic process; fatty acid metabolic process
Cellular component (GO): mitochondrion
Molecular function (GO): carnitine O-palmitoyltransferase activity
Source: RefSeq, a predicted model, not a curated record
AUGAACUGGAGCCUCAAUGGGACCAGAGCAGCAUCCAUGCACUUUUUGAAUGUCCUUGAUGUCAAGGCCUGGCCAAAGAGAAGAACCUUGUACUGUAAGUACGUAACAGAAGAAGGGCAGCGUGUUGUUGGUGGUGUGCUGAUUGGGACCGGAUUGUGGAUUGCUGUGACUUUCGUAAUGAGAAAUGUCCUCAAGUACUUGCUGUCCUGGCACGGCUGGAUGUUCAAUCGCCAUGGCCAAACAAACCUCACAGCCUCAAGCCCGGCGAGCAUGCCACUGUCUACUGCGCUGCCCAUGAUGGCGGUAGCCAUCCUGAGAGUUUGGGCUGCACACUGCACUUCUGAGGCCUCUCUUGUCCACGAGUCUGCCCCAGAGGCCUCUCUUGUCCAUAAGUCUGCCUUAGAGGUGGUGGGGUCCUCUGCUGAACCUCCAGAGGCCGUUCAUGAACUCACAGACUGCCCUGUCACGUCCAAGAAGGCUGUCCAUGAAAUCUUUGCCUGUCCUGUCACUGCCAAGUGGGCUAUCCAUGAACUCUCUGCUUGUCCUGUUAUGACCAUUGAGGCCAUUCAAGGAUAUUCUGCCUUUCAUGUUGUGGCUAUGGAGGCUGCUGCCUGCUCUGCCUGCUCCACCAUGGCUCCAUGCUCCUCUGGACCACCUCAGACCUGGUGGUCUCCUGGUCUACUGCUCUAUGGUCUGCCACUGCUCCAUGGCCCUGGCCCUCCACUGUUUUACGGUCUGUCACUGCUCCAUGGCCCUGGCCCUCCACUGUUCCACAGUCUGCCACUGUUCCAUGGCCCAGGUCCUCCACUGGUCCACAGUCUGCCACUACUCCACGGCCCUGGUCCUCCAUUGUUCCACAGUCUGCCACUGCUUCAUGGCCCAGGUUCACCAUGGCUCCACUGCCCAGUUAUAGCCCUCAUGUUGCCAUUGUCUCUGGUCGAGUAUGAUCCGUGUAACCUGCUGUUGGUCAGCGACUGGUGGGAGGAGUAUAUUUACCUCAGAGGUCGAGGACCAAUCAUGGUCAACAGCAACUACUAUGCAAUGGACUUCCUCUAUGUGAUCCCCACUACACGUCAAGCUGCCCGUGCUGGUAAUUCCAUCCACGCCAUCAUGAUGUACAGAAGAAAACUGGACAGAGCGCAGAUCAAACCACUCAUGGUGUUAAACACAAUCCCCAUGUGCUCAUCUCAGUACGAGCGUAUGUUCAACACCAGUCGAGUUCCCGGUGUAGAAACAGACGUCCUUCAGCACAUGAAUGAGAGCAAACACAUUGCCGUGUAUUACAAGGGACACUUUUACAAAGUGUGGAUGUUUUAUGAUGGACGGCUGCUGUUGCCUCGAGAAAUUGAGCAGCAGAUCGAAAGGAUCUUGGCCGACAAGUCUGAACCUCAGCCAGGAGAGGAGCUGCUGGCCGCGUUAACAGCGGGUGACAGAGUUCCCUGGGCCAAAGCCCGCUCACAGUUCUUCAGUCGAGGGAAGAACAAGCAGUCUCUGGAUGCCGUGGAGAAGGCGGCUUUCUUUGUUUCUCUGGAUGACACCGAACAGCGUUACGAUCCAGAGAAUCCAGUGCAGUCGCUGGACAGCUAUGGCAAAUCUCUGCUCCACGGAAAAUGCCAUGACAGGUGGUUUGACAAGUCUUUCAAUCUGAUUGUGUUCAAGAACGGCACUAUGGGAUUGAAUGCAGAGCACUCCUGGGCCGAUGCGCCCGUCGUUGGCCAUUUGUGGGAGCAUGUCUUGUCAUCAGAUCCAGUGAGACUGGGCUAUACUGAGGACGGACACUGCAAAGGAAACCCCCAUCCCAACCUGCCGGGACCCCAGAGACUGCAGUGGGACAUCCCAGAAGAGUGCCAGGCAGUGAUCAGCAGCUCUCUGAAAGUGGCCAAAGCUCUGGCGGACGACGUGGACAUGCACAUCAUCCCCUUUAACAACUUUGGCAAAGGCCUGAUCAAGAAAUGCAAGACGAGUCCCGACGGCUUCAUUCAGAUCGCCCUCCAGCUGGCGCACUUCAGGGAUAAAGGCAAGUUCUGCCUGACGUACGAAGCCUCCAUGACGCGUCUGUUCAGAGAGGGCCGCACUGAGACCGUGCGCACCUGCACCACUCAAACCUGUGAUUUUGUCCGUGCCAUGAUGAAUGACAAAGCAACGAGAGAAGAGAAGUUGAAGCUGUUGAAGGUGGCGGCAGAAAAGCACCAGGAUUUAUACAGACUGGCCAUGACGGGAGAUGGCAUCGACCGCCAUCUUUUCUGCCUCUACCUGGUGUCAAAGUACCUCGGGGAAGAUUCGGCUUUUCUCAAAGAGGUGUUGUCCGAGCCCUGGAGAUUGUCCACCAGUCAGACUCCUCUCCAACAGCUCGAUCUGUUUGAUUUAAAGAGGCAUCCAGAAUUUGUCACCAGCGGAGGUGGUUUUGGACCUGUUGCUGAUGACGGUUAUGGUGUAUCAUAUAUUAUUCUUGGAGAAGAUCUCAUCAACUUCCACAUAUCCAGCAAACACUCCAGCCCAGAGACCGACUCUCACCGCUUUGGAAGUAACAUUAGAAAGGCUAUGCUUGAUAUCCUGGAUCUUUUCCAGCUUGACAACAAAGCUAACAACAAGUGAUCUUUCUCUUCUUGUUUUCUCAUUUCUCAAAAGGGAAAUCAUUUUAAAAUAUUUUAAACAGAGGGCUGAUCUUCCUUAGGCAUGUACAGAGUAAUUGUUGGUUUUAAUUACAAUUAAUAUUCAAAGAAUGGUCAUUUAGACAGGACAGAGCAUGCUAUCUGGGCAUCUGAUAAAAUUGCAUUGUUGAGAGAAGAUAUUCUUUUUGGGUUGAUAAUUAUAUCACAUAUUGUAUGUCGCAGAGAUUUUUUUGUUUGUGCUGGGAUGGAUUCAUGCACUGUUGCCUUAAUCUCUGGAACGGAUGUGAAUGGGCUAGAAAUGUUCAGAAGAUCCUGGAAAACCUGUGGCCUUUUUGUGCUGCUGUACAUUCAGACUUUCACAUUUUCUGCUUUUGUGUUCAGACAUUGAAGUGGCUCUUUUUUUUCAGAUGAAUAUCUCAGACUCAGGUUUUCAACUAAUAUAUUCACUUUAUUGUGACUUGAAUUGUUUUUGAAGUAAAACUGUGGCAGGUUACAGGGAAGCUAUACAGGGAGUACAAGCCAAAUAUUUCAAACAUAUAGGGCAAUGAUACAUAUUUUAUUUGACUUGUGUUUUUUUUUUAUGUUAUUUAAGCAAGGUCAAAGAAUUGCAGCAAUGUGAACAUCAUCAUAUAUAUGGUUAUUUUUAUUUAUUUAAUGACUCACUAACACUCAAACAACACUCCACAUUAACAUUUAACAUUUAGCUGUAUGUUCAUAUUAGGACAUUCUGAGUGCACUAAGAACAAAGCCAAAAAUAGAAGAAAUUGGGAUAUCAUUCCCAGGUAUAAGGUACAAAAAGAUUUAUUUCUGUAUAUGUUGUUUCUCAGUGACAGAAAAGUGUGCUAUUUAUUUAUCGGUUCCUCAUCAAACAUAUCUGAAAGUGUGCUUAUGGAUUUAAUGAAUAAUAAUUAUUCUUAAUUGUAAACAUGAAUGCAAAGGAAUACAAUUUAAAGGGAAAGUGUCCCUUAACUUGAUGUGUUGUGCAAUGUAUCAAAUAUAUUUGUAUAAUAUUUUCCACAGUAGACCUCAUUUUUGCAGCACAGGUGUGAUAUAGGAACUGUUUGGCAUUGUUACUGUAAUUCAAAACACAUUUCAACAAUAAAAGUUAACUUUU